AUGGCCGUGGCCAUCAAGCGAGUGCCCCGCGAUCGCAUCUGGGAGUGGGCGCGGCUGGUGAGUGAGCGGGGCCAGCGGCAGCAGGCGGCGGGGCGUGGCGGGCGGGACGAAGGCCAGGCCCGGCAGGGUGGGUGGGUGGCAGGCGGGACGCUGCGAGGGGAGCGAGCGUGGAGGGAGCGGGGGCCGCGCAGCGUCCCGGGCCGGGCAGUGGCGAGCUGCGGCGGCGCCGGGCAGGGGGUGCCGAAGUGGGCGCGGCUGGUGAGUGAGCGGGGCCAGCGGCAGCAGGCGGCGGGGCGUGGCGGGCGGGACGAAGGCCAGGCCCGGCAGGGUGGGUGGGUGGCAGGCGGGACGCUGCGAGGGGAGCGAGCGUGGAGGGAGCGGGGGCCGCGCAGCGUCCCGGGCCGGGCAGUGGCGAGCUGCGGCGGCGCCGGGCAGGGGGUGCCGAAGGCGCGGCGCAGCAUCGGCCCCGCUGACGGCAUCGCGGUCCCCCCAGAGCACGACGGCGCCCUUAUGCCCCUGGAGCUGGUGCUGCACUGGGUGGUGUCGUGCCCUGGCUUGGGCGGCGUCGUGAGGCUCCUGGACUGGUUGGAGCUGCUCGACGGCUUCGCGCUGGUCAUGGAGCGUGCAGAGUGCUGCCGGGACCUGUGGCACUUGCUGGACAGAACGCUGGUCAUGGAGCGUCCGGAGCGCUGCCGGGACGUGUGGCACUUGCUGCAGGCGGGCGGGUCCCUGCCGGAGCCCGUGGCGCGGGGGCUGUUCCGCCAGGUGCUGCAGGCCGUGCGGCACUGCACCAGCCGCGGCGUCCUGCACCGCGACAUCAAGGCCGAGAACGUCCUCGUUGACCUGGCCAGCGGCGAGGCGAAGCUCAUGGGCUUGGGCUGCGGCACCGUCUUCCAGGACACCAUCUACACCUGGAUGGCAGGUGAGCCCAAAUACUACCCGCCGGAGUGGAUCCUCUUCGGCUGCUACCACGGCCAGCCAGCCACCAUCUGGUCCCUGGGCAUCCUGCUCUAUCACCUGGUGUGCGGGGACCUUCCUUUCAUAGCCAGAGAGGACAUCGACAUCGUUCGGGGCCAGCUCUUCUUCCCGCCCCGGGUGUCUCAAGAGUGCCAGCACCUCAUCAGGUGGUGUUUAUGCAUGGACCCCACAGACAGGCCAUGCCUGGAAGACCUUGUAGAGCACUCAUGGCUGCAAAAGCCCCACGUGGCCCAGGAGACAGCAGAGAUCCAUCCUGUGCACAGUAGGAUCCAGGAGCCCAGCAAGUCCCAGCUGCUGGCAUCUUGUGGCCCUUGA
This is a messenger RNA of Ficedula albicollis (Collared flycatcher), 1293 nucleotides long. Its product is annotated as serine/threonine-protein kinase pim-1-like. Gene Ontology annotation, biological process: negative regulation of apoptotic process; protein autophosphorylation; regulation of mitotic cell cycle. The record is from RefSeq and is a predicted model, not a curated record. Gene Ontology annotation, molecular function: protein serine/threonine kinase activity; ATP binding. Gene Ontology annotation, cellular component: cytoplasm. NCBI's taxonomy places the organism in Eukaryota, Metazoa, Chordata, Aves, Passeriformes, Muscicapidae.